Molecule: messenger RNA, 4039 nt
Organism: Oncorhynchus nerka (sockeye salmon)
Lineage: Eukaryota; Metazoa; Chordata; Actinopteri; Salmoniformes; Salmonidae
Product: equilibrative nucleoside transporter 1-like
Exons: 15
Coding region: 1734-3077 (447 amino acids)
Biological process (GO): uridine transmembrane transport; nucleoside transmembrane transport
Cellular component (GO): plasma membrane
Molecular function (GO): nucleoside transmembrane transporter activity
Source: RefSeq, a predicted model, not a curated record
UUUUGUUGAAAACUACUUAUACAUUCAUAGCUCAGUUGUAGAAUAGUUUACAAAUGAGUAAAAUAUUGCAGUAACUUGUAUAGCGUCCGAUUAGGCUACAAUUUAUGAUUGCACAUUGUUUACGUAUGAGUGAUGGCAAUUGUUAGCUAAAACAUUCUCCUACAUUGUAAUUUUGUUCGGGUUUUCAUACCUUUUUUUCUGCGCCUUGGUGCUGACAAAUGCUUAUGUUUGUUGGAGGAAACUCUUUGUCGUGAUUUGGAUAUAUAUGCAACAAAAGUUACUCUUCGAACACACCGACUGUGCUUUGCGUUUCGAUACACCAGGAGUACAUUCAUUUCCAAUGGAACGCUGCGUUUGCCUCUCAGCAUUUUGUUGCAGAGGCAGUUGUAGUGCGUUCUGUGUGGUGCAUACGCUGGAUUUAUCGAACGUAUGCAUCAAAUUGUAUGUGUAGACUUACUUGACAGAAAGUAGCAAAAUGUGAAUGUUGAAUUUUUGUUGCACACAUAUCCAGUAAAAACACGUGGGAUAACAUAAUAAAAACAGUUAGACUGUACAAUCUCUUUACAUGUUUUAUUAAUUUAUUUGCCAAGUAUAUUAUUUAUUCGAUGACAUCCACAAAUUAAUUAUGAGAGCCUAUAAUAUAAUUUCCCACCAAAAUGCAAUAAUAAAUAGUCAAGAUAGCAGAGUAGGCUCUUUCAACAAUGAGACCAACGUUGAGGAAGGUGGUCUUGAUCGCGCUGUUGGGCCGGGACCAGCCCCGCCGAAAGCGCAGGUCUGUUUGGGUCCAGAUUUGAUUAAAGUCCUGAAAGCAGGCAGGGGAGUUCCACCGUCUCAUUCAAGAGCUUCGACUGUUUGGAGAGGAAUUCCGACGUUACUUUCGUCUGGACCAAAGCCAGUUCGAUCAUCUGCUCCAGAUGGUUGGAGCCAGGAUCGCCCGGGUGGAUACCAACUACGGGAGUCCACCAGCCGUUGAACGCCUGGCGAUUUGUCUCCGAUUCUUGGCAACAGGGGACUCCUUACAGGACCAUUGGAAUCAGCUUCCGAGUUGGACGGUCCACGGUGGCAGGCAUUGUUCCCUCUGUGGCACAAGCCAUUUGGGACUGUCUGGUUGGUGAAUACAUGCCUGUCCCCAAGGAGGAAGACUGGUGGGCCAUCGCUGCUGAGUUCCUGCAGAGGUGGAAUUUCCCCAACGGUCUUGGCUCCGUUGACGGGAAACAUGUAGUAAUCCAGGCUCGCAAUUCUACAACAACUGUACAUAUUAAGUUGUACUCUUGACUGUUGUAGAUGCCAUUUACUAUUUCUGUGUUGUUGGUGCUUACGGCAAGGGAAGUGAUGGUGGGACCCUCCGGGACUCUGCUUUCGGCCAGGCACUUCAUAAUGGCAUCCUGGAGAUUCCACCACCUGCAUCACUCCCUGGAGCUGAAGACCUGGGACCUGUUCCCCAUGUCUUCGUCGGCGACGAGGCCUUCCCUUUAAGACCCAACCUCAUGAGGCCCUACGCUGGACACCAGUUGCCAUUGCCAAAGCCUUUAAGGAUCUUUAACAAACGACUGUCCAGGGCAAGCCUCUUCAGUGUUGGUACCAGGCUCAUGGCAAAGAGGGUCUCUUCAUCCUCUUUCCUGUGAGCAUCAGGUUGGGCUGCAUCGCUCUCGACGGCUUGGAGGAGCCUCUGCUGAAAUGAAAUCCGUGCCACAUUUUGACUAAAGAGUUGGUUCCUGCAAUACUUCAGGAAAAUGACGGCCAUCAACGCUCCACGGGACAAGUAUAAUGCAGUGUGGAUAAUUUUUUUCAUCCUUGGCUUGGGAACCCUCCUGCCAUGGAAUUUCUUCAUGACUGCAACCAUGUACUUCACCAACCGACUGAAGGACCCGGCCGUUGAGGGCUCAGCCAUUCUGACAGCCAACACCACAGUGGUGGAGGGAGACACGAGGAGCAUCCUAGAGUCCAAGUUCAACAACGUGAUGACCCUGUGCGCCAUGGUGCCCCUGCUCAUCUUCACCUGCCUCAACUCCUUCAUCCACCAGAGGAUUCCUCAGAAUUGGCGUAUCGCCGGCUGCCUGUCUGUGAUCCUGGUGGUGUUUCUGUUGACGGCGGUGCUGGUCAAAGUGGACAUGGGCCCUCUCCCCUUCUUCUCUCUCACCAUCAUCAAAAUCAUCUGCAUCAAUUCGUUUGGGGCAGUGCUGCAAGGCAGUCUGUUUGGCCUGGCUGCAAUGCUGCCGGCCUCCUACACCGCACCUAUCAUGAGUGGACAGGGUCUCGCUGGAACCUUCGCUGCCUUCUCCAUGAUCUGUGCCCUGGCCAGUGGCUCAGCCCUGCAGGACAGUGCCUUUGGCUACUUCAUCACUGCGUGCGUGGUCAUCUUCCUGGCCAUCUUGUCCUACCUCGCUCUGCCCAGUAUGGAGUUUUUCCAGUACUACCUGGAAAGUAAUGGAUCCAAGCCAGCCGGCGGAGAUGAGGAGAACAAGAUGAACCUAUUGAAAAAAGACAGCCCAGCAGAGAAGAGGCCAGUGGUCAGUCUGACAGAGGAGGAAGCCAAGCCCACGAUAUCUGUGUUUGCCAUCUUUAAACAGAUCUGGGUAAUGGCCCUCUCUGUGUGCUUCGUGUUCACCAUCACCAUCGGAACUUUUCCUGCAGUCACAGUUGAUGUCAGAUCCACCAUGGCCAAUGGAGGUGCCUGGGAUACAUACUUCAUCCCUGUGUCGUGUUUCCUGCUCUUCAACGUGAUGGACUGGGCAGGAAGGAGUCUGACGGCCGUGUGUAUGUGGCCCGGUAAGGACAGCGUCAUCCUGCCCGUCAUGGUGGGUCUCCGUGUGGUCUUUGUGCCUCUCUUUAUGCUGUGUAACGUCCAGCCUAGGAACAACCUGCCCGUGCUGUUCGCCCACGACGCCUGGUACAUCGUCUUCAUUAUCUUCUUCUCCUUCAGCAAUGGAUACCUGGCCAGCCUCUGCAUGUGCUUCGGACCAAAGAAAGUGGCACAACGCGAAGCGGAGACGGCCGGGACCAUCAUGGCGUUUUUCCUGUCUCUGGGUUUGGCUCUUGGAGCUGCCUUGUCCUUUGUUUUCAGAAUCAUUAUCUAGACCUGGAGUCCCCACAACACCACCCCACCCCUCAGAACACUGUCUGCUCCUCUACCCGCCGUGCAGGACGAGGGGUGGAGGAGGAGGUGAACUUUGCUGCACACUCAGAUGCAGCCAGCCUCAGAGCUUGAGUGUAUGUGCUUCCGCUCUUCCCACUGAAUUAUAAUACUCUCCAUUUUGAAAGAAAAAGUUAAUCUAGUUCAGCUGCCUAUGUAACUGCUCUCAUCUCGUGCUCUAGUUGCCAACAUGUCUCUCAUCCUGCAGGGAACAUGGUGGAAGACCGGAGAAGCGCUCUCAGCUCAAGGGAGUAUUUCAGCUCUUAGGCCAAAAUGCCGCUAUGAGCCGUAAAUGGUGCAGGACAUGUAUUUAUAUGGAUUGCAAAAUGAUUGUGAAACUGUGCAGCUUCUAAUGUCUUAGUAUGUGUUAUCAUUGAGUUGUAUGUGCCUUCUAGUUUAGAAUAGGUUUUACAUUUCAAUGAAGUUGUUUUAACAGCCUACGUCCGUGUUAAAUGCUCAUUAUGGUAGCGCUUUGCCCUGACAUGUAAAGGUAUUUUAAGCACAGCUACAACAAAUAUGCAGCUACUAAUUACAUGCGUUGUGCUAGUGAACGUGAGGGGAGGAGAGUUUUUGUAAACUCACCCGUUCAUUUGUUCUGUUAGUUUGUGCCAUUUUUCGGGUUCAUCAUCAAAACAUUUUGUAUCAGAACUACAAUGAACAAAAAUACCGACACAACAUGCAAAAAUGUCAAAGAUUUUACUGAGUCAGGUCAUAUAAGGAAAUCAGUCAAAUUUAAUUAAUGAAUUAGGCCCUAAUCUAUGGAUUUCACGACUGGGAAUACAGAUAUGCAGAUAGCACCAUCGUAUAGAGUUGAUCAGUGGUAAAAUGUUGGGUUUUAUUUGUCUUAUAUACAGUGAGUGUCUAAGGCCUACUUAAAUUAUUAUUUGCAUAAAGUACUUCAACUAA